AGGCACCCAUUUCUCCUCCUGUGACAGGGACAUUAGUGGAGCCUUCUUAGACCCACAGGAGGAAAGGGUUUGCUCAGCAAGUGAAUAACACGCAGAAGGUCAAAGCAAGAAGUAUCAUCCUACUCUUAGUCAGGACCUUUCUGAGUGCAACAGAAAUCCAGUUUGAACUCAGGCAAAAAGGAGACCUAAUUGGAAUGCUCAUGUUCACCAUCCGUGGAAGGACAGCAACUGCUGGAGCCCAGGAUUCUCUUGGACUGCAUGGAAGACACAGCUGCCGACAGCCUCCCUGCCUUUGCCACCAGUGAAGGAUUGACCACAUUCUCUCUUUGACCCCAAGUUUAAAAAAGAAAAUCCCUGGCAAGUGUAAGCAGGAGUGAGAUCAUGGCUGCAGAUUGAGGACAUGCUCCAAAUCCCUAAAUCUGAUAGAACAAAUAUUAUUAAAAACCCAUAUCCACGCAGGCAAAGAAAUGCGUUUAGGGGCUAAGAAAUCAUGCAGAAUCCUGAAAAGGUGUAGUGAAAAUGGGAUUCAACUGAAAAAGGAAACAAUAGCCAAGAUUGUACCCAGGAGGUAGAGAGGUUUCUAGGUGUGGAUUGCUUGAGCCCAAGAGUGUGAGGCUGCAGUGAGCUAUGAUUGUGCCACUACACUCCAGUCUGGGCGACAGAGUGUGGGACCCUGUCCCUAGGAUAAAAAAUAAAAAAAAAUAUAAAUAAAUAAAUUGAUGAUAUAGCAAGUGAAAAAUGACAGAUAUAGAGUGAAUAAUGUAGAGUUUUUAAAAUCCAGGAUAGGUGUUUUAUUAUACACACAAACCUACAUAAGUGAUAAAAUUAUAUGGAACUUAAUACAUACACACACUGCACACACAAAUAAAUACAAGUAAAACAGGCAAAUCUGACUGAAGUCUAUAGAGUGUAUCAAUGUCAAUAUCCUGAUAGUAAUAUUGUAGUUUUGUAAGAUGUCACCGCCUGUAAUCCCAGCACUUUGGGAGGCUGAGGUGGGCAGAUCACCUGAGAUCAGGAGCUCGAGACCAGCCUGACCAACAUGCAGAAACCCCAUCUCUACUAAAAAAUACAAAAUUAGCCGGGCGUGGUGGCGCAUGCCUGUAAUCCUAGCUACUCAGGAGGCCGAAGCAGGAGAAUCACUUGAACCCAGGAGGUGGAGGUUUUGGUGGGCCGAGAUCACGCCGUUGCACUCCAGCCUGGACAACAAGAGCAAAACUCCGUCUCAAAAAAAAAAAAAAAAAGACGUCACCAUUGGGGGACACUGGACAAAGUAUACAAGGGAUCUCUCUGUGUUAUUGCUUACAGCCACAUGUGAGUUUACAAUUAUCAAUAAAAAUUUCAAUAGAAAAAUCUCUUGAGAGUAACAGGUUAGUUACAAAAAUCUAAAUAACUGUCAGUUUAAAUGGGGAUGUCAAAAUGAAAAUUUUAAACGACCAUGUUUGAACUAAAUGGCAGUAGGAACACUGGAUGUAAAAACUUGUGGGGUGGAGUGAAGCCACUAGACUCUGGAAUCCAGGCCACCCUUCCCAGUGUAGAUUUGGCCAAAAGUUCAAAUGGAUGGGGCCCUUACCAGAAGCCAACCAGCUGUGGCCCAUGAAAUGUGGACUUCCCAGCCUCCAGCACUGAAUUCUACUUCUGUUGAAAAAAGGUCCAUAAGAUGCAAUUAUAAUAAAUGUAUUUCUGGGAAUGUAGAGAAAUACAUUUAAAAGACUCAGUUCUAGAUCCGGCACAUCAUUGACGUCAUCGUUGCCCGACGGCUCUCUAGGAGACUGGAGUCAAAUGCCGUGAGUCAGCCAUAAUGGCAGAUGAAGAAAUUAAUGAGGACUAUCCAGUAGAAAUUCAGGAGUAUUUGUCAGUGUUUGCGAAUUCCAUUGAUUCUGUGGAUGAGAUGCUGAAGAACAUGAUGUCUGUUUCUAGAAAUGAGUUGUUGCAGAAGUUGGACCCAUUUGAACAAGCAAAAGUGGAUUUGGUUUCUGCAUAUACAUUAAAUUCAAUGUUUUGGGUUUAUUUGGUAACUCAAGGAGUGAAUCCUAAGGAACACCCAGUAAAGCAGGAAUUGGAAAGAAUCAGAGUAUAUAUGAACAGAUUCAAGGAAAUAGAGAAGAAAAACGCUGGCAAGCUGGACAGAGGUGCAGCUUCAAGAUUGGUAAAAAAUGCCCUCUGGGAACCAAAACCGAAAAAUGCAUCCAAAGCUGCCAAUAAAAGAAAAAGCAAAAGUUAACUUUUUGGUUUUGAUGUACACAUAUUCAAAAAGUACAUCUUUUUUUUUUCCCACAAAAUAAUUCUGUGGCAGUGCAAGUUUAAAUGUAUUCCUUAUUGAAUUAAUGUGUAAAUUUACAGUAAAUUUGUAAAGCUCAAUACUUUCCUCUCCAAAGGUUGUUAUCUUUAUUGAUCUGCACUAUGAGGAUUUUAACGUUGUGAUAUAUUUUAUAUUUACAAUUUACCAUCUCUUUUGAAGAGAGUCUCAUUUCUUUAUAUAGGUCAGUCUUGCAAGUACCAUUUUUUAAGCAACUGUGAAAUUUAAGUGAGAUGUUCUUUGUAAAUAUUUAUACUAUUUUCAAUGAAAUAACACACUUAUACCAUCCACAGACACAUAUAAAAUACUCAAUAAAGGCCAUUUAAUGUAGCUGAUUGCAUGUAGCUCCAGGUACAAUUAGUUACUUCCCCAAUUCACUUUCUAUUUCUUCUUUCUCUUAAUUAUUUUGAGCUUAUCAGUUGUAGCAAAAGCACACACUAUUUUUCCUCUGUAGUAGUGUAGACAACUGAAAUGAUCUCUUGGUAGAAAUUUUAAUCCAGUCAUUGCUUUAUUUUAUUUUAUUUUUUAUUUUAGAUUUGGAGUUUCAUGUGCAGGUUAGUUACAUGGAUAUAUUUGCACAUAGUGCAAAUCAAUUGUCCUGAGGUUUGGGCUUUUAUUGAUCCUGUCACUCAAAAAGUGAACCUAGUAUCCUAUAGAUAGGUUUUCAACCCUUCCCCCCUCCCUUCCUCCUCCUCCUUUGGAAUCCCCAGUGUCUUUUGUUCUCAUCUUUAUGUCAGGGUGUACCCAGCGUUUAACUCCAAGUUAGAAGUGAAAACAUGCAAUACUUGGUUUUCUGUUUCUGCAUUAAUUUGCUUAGAAUAAUGGUUUCUAGCUGCAUCCAUGUUGCUGCAGUCUGUGAUUUCAUUCUUUUUAUGGCUGUGUAGUAUUCCAUGGUGUAUAUGUACCACAUUUUCUUUAUCCAGUACACCAUUGAUAGACACCUAGGUUGGUUUCAUGUCUUUAGUAUUUUGAAUAGUGCUGUUAUAAACAUACAAAUGUCAAAAAAAAAAAAAAAAAACCUAUGGGAUGAAGCCAAAUCAGUACUCAAAGGAAAAUGUAUAGCCCUAAAUUCAUUUAUUCAGAGACAAGUCAAGUUAAAAAUUAUUGAACUCAGCUUUCAAUUCAAGAAGCUAGAAAAAUAAAUAAAUUCAAAGGGUUUAAAAAGGGCCAGGCAAGGUGGCUUACACCUGUAAUCCCAGCAAUUUGGGAGGCCAAGAUAGGAGGAUUCCUUGAGGCCAGGAGUUGGAGACCAGUCCUGGCAACAUAGCAAGACCCUGUCUCUAAAAAAAUAAAAAAUUAGCCAGGUGUGGUGUGGUGGUGCACACCUGUAGUCCUAGCUACUUGGGAGGCUAAAGGGGAGGGUUGCUUGAACUCAGGAGGUUGAGGCUGCUGUGAGCUGUGAUGGUAACAUUGUACCCCAGCUGGGGUGCAGAGUUAAAAAAUAAAUAAUAUAAAAAUAAAUGUUACAACUCUUUUACAAGGAACUCUGUUACCAAAAUCAAAGGAGAACUUAGUAACUCAACAAAACUACAGGCUGGUUUCACUUAAAAAAAAAAAAAAAACUUAAAAUAUUAGCAAAUUUCAUUCAACUGAAUGUAUUAUUACAGCAUGACCAAAUAGGAUUUAUUCCAAGAAUGGAAGGGAGAUUCAAGAGUAGAAAAGAAUUUUCAUUUAAUUUAUUAUAUUGGCUGUUUUAAAAUUUUAGUUUAUUUUGUUAUUGAUUGAGACAAGGCUCUUGCUCUGUCGCUCUAGCUGGAGUGCAGUUAUGUGAUCAUGGCUCAUGCAGCCUUGAUAUCCUGGGUUCAAAUGAGCUUCCAACCUCAGCUUCCCAAGUAGCUAGGAUUACAGGCUCGCACCACCAUGCCCAGCUAAUUUUUUAAAUUUUUUGUAGAGAUGAGGUCUCCCUAUGUUGCUCAGGCUGAUCUUAAACUCCUGGCCUCAAGAAAUCCACCAGGCUUACUGACACCUUCAUUUCAGACUUCUGGCCUCCAGAACUGUCAGAGAAUAAAUUUAUUUUGUUUAAAGCCACUCAGUUUGUGGCACUUUGUGAUGGUUGCCCUAGGAAACAAACCCGCUGUCUAUUCCGGGGUAAGAAUAGAAUGGAAAAACUAGGCCGGGCACCAUGGCUCACACUGUAAUUCCAGCACUUGGGAGGCCGAGGCAGGCAGAUCAUCUGAGGUCAGGAGUUCAAGACCAGCCUGGCCAACAUGGUAAACCGGGUCUCUACUAAAAAUACAAAAAAAAAAAAAAAAAUUAACUGGGCAUGGUGGUAUGCACCUGUAAUCUCAGCUACCCGGGAGGCUGAGGCAGGAGACUUGCUUGAAUCUGGGAGGCAGAGGUUGCAAUGAGCCGAGAUGGCGCCACGGCACUCCAGCAUGGGCAACAGAGUGAGACUGUCUCAAAAAACAAAAAAACAAACAAACAAAAAAAAAGAAUAGAAUGGAAAAACGAGAAAGGUGAACUUAUAUGACCUGCUGGUUCACACUAACCUCUACCUGAGAAUUUAGAGUGAUCGCAGAUGGGUAUUAACCCAGGCAUUUGCUGGAGCAAGUAUAGCCCUCUAUGGAAAAACAGACCCUCAUCCUAAGCCUCAAAAGAAUUUCUACAAAUAUCUUCCACAGAAAAUGAGCAGUUCUUAGUCAAAAAUAACUGAGUACAAGAGGAGUUAAAGCACUAAGAGCCAGAGCCAGCACGAACAAUUUACAGCAGAAACAGACUCUGGAGACUUCAGAUGCUGCAAUAUUUAAGCAUAGCCGAUAAAAUAACUGUUCAGUGCAUUUAAAUAAAUAAAAGGCAAAGUUGAGAAUAUGUGCAGGGAAUUAAAAGCUCUAAAGAAUGAUGAAGCAGAUUUGAACAAUGAAACAGAACUUUAAGUCAAACGUGGAGAAAUCCAGAAUACAACAGUGGAAGAAAAGGAAGCUGCAGAGAGGAUAAGACACAUACGUGGAGAAAGUCUAACAUUUAUCUGAUUAGAGAGCCAGAAAGAGAAGAGAGAAAUAGAACAAAGUCUACGUAAGUGGGGUUCAGCCCUUAAAAGGUGGCUAAUACUUCUCUCUAGUCCUGGGCUUAGUGCUUGAUUUCAGCCCAGCCAGUCAAGUGGCUCACGAAAUAGAUGCCAAACCCUUUGCCUUGACUCCUCCCCAACCUUGGUCAUUUCUUCCUGCAAGAGGGGUAUCAACGAGCAGUUCCUGAGAACUAAGAGGCCUAGGACAAAGUGUCAUGAGGGGUGGGCCUUGAGGAUAUUGAAGACAUUGCCCAAAAUCAUGCAAGGUCCUUUCCCUGCACUUCCUAACUCAAGGGAGUGUCAUUCGUAUUGUAGUACAUGAGAAUGGCAUCACUUGGAGUUGGACAGUGCAUAGCCUGUGCAACUGAAUGCAGCAACCCAGCUAUCUCUGAUGCCUUUUCUGCCCAAGUUAAGUGCCCAUGGGGCUUUCCAAAUUUGACCAGUGCUUUUUUUCCUUUGUGUUUUGUUUCCUCCCUGUUUCCCUCCCUGGAGAAGGAUGAGAUCUGUCAUCGGCUGGAGGAUUUUAUGGCAUGAUAAAGGGAAGCUAAUAGCUCUGUACAGAAGAGCCAGUUACCUGGGAAACUUUCCAGGCAUGUUGUGUUUCUGGCAGCCCUGGGAGGCUGGGCUGUAAAGGCCACACCACUCACAAUGCUAUGGAGCAAGGCCUGGGUGAAGUUGUACAGACAUGUGAAUGUGCCUGUCCCCACCUCCCCUAAGAACACUGGCUGGGCCUUUUGUUGUCCUCUAGGUCCUCUGGCUCUGCCUGCUUGCUCCCUUCUGAGUCGAGCAUUUGGACCUGGUUAUUGGUGACCUAAGACACCUGGGUUUCCUGCUCACCUAAGAGUACAGUAGAUCAGGCCUGGGUCACAGCCCAGGAGAUAGAGUCUGGUACCAUUCUGCCCUGACUCACUGUAUGGCCUUGUCAAAUGACUGAGUCCCUCUGGGCUUUUGUCUUCCCAUCUUGCCCUGACUGCUUCUGAGCAUUGAGUUUCCAGCGAGAUUUUUGCGGCAGAGUGUUUAUAAACUGAGCUGCACUGAGUGUGUCUGAGAGGAGGUGGUAGUUAUACUAAGGGCAUUUGGGCCGCCUGGCAUAGCCAUGUCUCAUUUAGGGCCCAGCUUGUCUCUCCCAAACCUGCCUAUCAGAAAGGGCUGAGAUGACUUCAGAUACCCCCGCCCCCAGCCCACACCAUAGGCAGCAACAUCCAGUUGUCCUGUUUGACAUUUAUGCCCUGCACAUGCUCUUGAGGAGGGCAAGUCUGGCUCCAUGAAAAGUCUGAGUCACAGACGCUGUCAAGAAACAGGGACAUGGCAGGGAGCGUGCACUAUUCUUGGAGAAUCUUAACUGCGCUAAGGAACAGCUAACAGAGCAGUUUGUAAUUAGCACUUUGGCUGCUUGGCGGCGGCGUUUUCUGCCUGUGGAGGGUUCUUUUGUGAACAUUUGCCAAUUACCCUUCUUGAGUACCUACUAAGUGCCAGGCCCUGGCUGCCUAGUACCUGCUGUGAAUGGAGAGACAAAUGAAAGGUGUUAUCUUUUUCUCUUUUGUUCAGGCACCAUUCUAGGAUUAUCUACUGGGAUUAUGGCAACAAAUAAGACAGACAAGUUCCCUGCUCUCCUGUCACCUGUGCUGGGAUGAAGGGAGGCAGUCUUCAAGUACACAAAUCAGAUCAUUGGAAAGUGUGGCAAUGGGACUGAACUGGGCAGGAGAGGAAAGCUACACUGCAGAAGGGACAGGGAGGGCAUGACAUUUGUGCCCAGACCUGAUUGA
Symphalangus syndactylus (siamang) is the source of this 7066-nucleotide messenger RNA. Its product is annotated as nuclear nucleic acid-binding protein C1D-like. Gene Ontology annotation, molecular function: RNA binding; DNA binding. Lineage: Eukaryota; Metazoa; Chordata; Mammalia; Primates; Hylobatidae. Gene Ontology annotation, cellular component: exosome (RNase complex); nucleolus. Gene Ontology annotation, biological process: maturation of 5.8S rRNA; regulation of gene expression. The record is from RefSeq and is a predicted model, not a curated record.